AUGCUUAACCACAUUUUACCUGUCAUUGUUUUCUUCCCCAUUAUUUUAUUUCCACAUUUGUUAACGUGCACCCAAGUACUCUUGUUAGUUACCAUCAUCAUCACUGUUUCUUCUUCCUUGUACUAUAUUUACACAUCAAUAUAUCAAACAUUUUCUUACAUACUUAGAUCGAUUCGGUUCACGAUGAGCAGCAACGGAUCACAGUUUGGGGACACUACGCUGACCAAAGUGUUUGUUGGAGGUCUUGCUUGGGAGACUCCGAAGGACACACUGAGAGAACAUUUUGAAAAGUACGGGGAAAUCCUUGAAGCUGUUAUCAUUUCUGAUAAGGCUACUGGCAGAUCCAAAGGCUACGGGUUUGUGACUUUUAAGGAAGCAGAGGCGGCAAACAAGGCUUGCGAGGAACCCACUGUCAUAAUCAAUGGCCGUCGAGCCAACUGCAAUAUCGCAUCUCACGGUGCUCGCCGUCAGAAGUCUCCUCUUCCACCGCCAUACACCCAAGGAACCAAGAACCGUGAGAGCCAGCAAGUUCAGUGGUAUUAUCCGGUGGGAACACCCACACCUGCACCUCCUUCUCCAUUCCAUCAUCACGCCAUUCCUUUUUACGGGUAUACGCCAACCACCACCUACAUUGCACCAGAUCAUAUGAAUUACAGUUACAAUUACAAUUACAAUCAGAAGCUGAACUAUGGAAUGGGUGGGGUCUAUGUUUACCCGACCCGGCAGGGUAUUGUGCCAGUGAUGCAUCCUUUCUACAGAACCGAAACUAUGGGUGUACCUGCACCUCAAAUCUUCCAUCCACUACCACCUAAUUAUCCUCCUUCCAUCACUCCUACUCCUACUACAGGUGAAUGUUUCAAAAGAGUAGUCGUAUGA
Messenger RNA from Vicia faba (fava bean), 876 nucleotides. The record is from the annotation of a GenBank genome assembly. NCBI's taxonomy places the organism in Eukaryota, Viridiplantae, Streptophyta, Magnoliopsida, Fabales, Fabaceae.